Messenger RNA from Tetrahymena thermophila SB210, 1458 nucleotides. RefSeq lists its product as hypothetical. The record is from RefSeq and is a predicted model, not a curated record. NCBI's taxonomy places the organism in Eukaryota, Ciliophora, Oligohymenophorea, Hymenostomatida, Tetrahymenidae. The transcript has a single exon.
AUGAGCAACUAAUAGAAUAAAGCAUAACAACCAUCUGGUUAAUAAAAUGGAAUUUAAUAAAUACCAUAGUAAGUACAGAAUGUAAUACAGAAUGCAGUAAAUGGAUAAUUAUAAAAUUAGCACAAUCCUAAUUAAAGUAAUGCUGCUUAGGCAGGUUAAUAGCAGAAUCAUCAGUAAUAAAUACCACCAUAAUAGAAUUAAUAAUAACCAGUAAAUGCAGUAAAUGACUAAAAUAAUAAUUAAUAGAAUGCAAGUAGUAAGAUUUAGCUAGCAAAUCUGAAUUUAAAAUGCUAGGAGCAUGAAUAAAAUCCUAUUGUUGGUAUUUGCUUUGCCCAUAAUUGUGAGUAUUAAAGCAGAUUAUUGUGCUUAUAAUGCAUUUUUUCUUCCCAUGCAGAGCAUGUAAAGCAUUCUGUGCAACUUAAAGAAAUAGAUGAAUCAGAUAAGAAUGGUGUGUUUAUGGACAACUGGCCAACUUAGUCUGUUUGCAAAGAUAUCAGAAAAUUUAUUAAAAAAUCUUAACAAGGAUCUUAUAACAACUUAGAGCAGAAAGUAGAAAAUCUUAAGCAAUAAGCUGCUAAAAACUUUCAAGAUAUAUAAAAUAUUAUCAAAGAGAGGACAAAAAAUGUAAAUUUAUCAAAAGAAACAGAAAUAGCUAAAAUAAAUCAGUAAGCAGCCAAGAUGUACAAAUUGGGAGGUUUAAAACAACAUUUAAAAGAUUAUAGUGAUAAAAAGAUAAACGGAAUAGAAUUAAACCAUAAAAUAAAGGAGUUUUCAUUAGAGAAGCCAAACGAUGAAGAUUUGCACUUGCUGAGCAACACAUUUAUGCAGAUUAAAUAAAAUUAAGAGUUGAUAUUUUUGCCUCAUGAGUUCGAUAGAAUCUAAAACGAAAUACUUAAAUUAAUAAAUUCUAUUCCAUCAUAAACUCUUCUUGCAAAUACAAUAAAUUUUCAUGCUGCUCCUUACAAAGAUUCCUCUGAGUUUUUCAAAGUAGGAGACAAGGGUACUCUUCUUUCUUUUGAGAAAGACUCUAAUACUGCUUAUACUAUUUGUGUAAGCGAUAAUCUAAGAAAAAAUUCAUUCUAUGAGUUAGAAAUCAAAAUAGAAGGUGAUUAUGCAAAUAAUAAAAUACGUUUUUCUAUUGUGAAAGAAGAAUUUAUAGAUGAACUGCCUUAAAAUUUAUACUACUGUGUUGUAAGAGGUUCCAAUGAUAUGCAAGGAGAAUUUUACAUGCAUGGAUAAGAGUGGCUGCAUGUAAAAAAUCUUAAAAAUACUAUAAAAAUAAAGAUAUGUAUAGCAUAAAAUGUUUUCAUAAUGUAAAGUGCUGAUGAAAGAGGUGGAGUCAAAUUAAUGAACUAUAAGUUUAACUGUUCAAAUGGCACAAAUUGGAGAUUAAUGAUAAUUAAUUCAGGCAAACCAAUUAAAAUAUAUAAAAUAUCUUCAUCAGUAGAUCACUCUUGA